CAUCACGUGUCACGUGCUCGCGUCAGCGCUGAAUGCGGAAGUGCAAAGAGGCGGCGGAGAGAUAGACAGGCAGGCAGGCAGACAGACAGACAGACAACUGACUGUAAUAACUGAAAUAACAGCGCAGAUAUGGACGAAACGCUCUUCCAGCUGAAGUUCACUGCAAAGCAGCUGGAAAGACUGGCGAAGAAAGCAGAAAAGGACUCGAAGGCAGAGCAGGCUAAAGUGAAGAAGGCUUUGCAGCAGAAGAAUGUGGACUGUGCACGCGUCUAUGCAGAAAACGCCAUCCGUAAGAAGAACGAAGGUAUAAACUGGCUCCGCAUGGCAUCCCGCGUCGACGCCGUGGCCUCUAAAGUCCAGACUGCUGUCACCAUGAAAGGGGUGACGAAGAACAUGACCCAGGUGACGAAAGCUCUGGAUAAAGCUCUGAACUCCAUGGACCUGCAGAAGGUCUCCGCCGUCAUGGACAAGUUUGAGAGUCAGGUUCAGAAUCUGGACGUCCACACUUCGGUGAUGGAGGACUCGAUGAGUUCGGCUACCACGCUGACGACGCCACAGGAGCAGGUGGAUGAUCUGAUCCUGCAGAUAGCGGAGGAGAGCGGGCUGGAGGUGAUGGACCAGCUGAACCAGCUGCCCGCUGGAGCAGCCUCGCUGGGGGAGACAUCCACACGCUCGCAGGAGAAAGAAGACCAGCUCUCACGCAGACUGGCGGCUCUGCGGAACUGAGUGCGACUGCUGUGAUCUCAGGGAGCUGGAGAGUGACCUGCUGUUUCACGGCCAGGCUGGAAGGGGCGCUGCUCAAUCCAACUUCACUCACUCUGAGGAUCCGACACGGCCAAUCGAUUUUUAUCCCCAAAUCUGUUUAUACAACAACACACUCUCACAGCUGCCUACAAUACUGCCCCCCCCCCCCCCCCCCACACACACACACACACACACACACACACACACUCCUUCUGCUGAAAACAGUCUGCCCCCCUUUUUGUCUUUACAUAGCUUGCUCUCUCUCCCUCUGUGUCUCUCAGCCACAAGUGGCUUCCUCGGUCAGCUCUGAAUAUUUGGGUGAAUAUUAAAUCAGUUGAAGGACUAUUUUUAUGUUUUUCUGUGUGAAAUGCUCGCCUGCUUUGGUUUAGACUACUGAAGCGACUGCAGGGGGAUUCUCUCCGCGCUCCGAUUGGCUGGUGGGGGAGACUGUGACAGGAAGCAGAUGUUCAGCUGCAAUUAUAACGUUUUGAUUCGUUUCUUUAUUUUUAAUUGACUCUGCGGAAAUAUUGUAAAGCCAUGUUAAUAACACUAACAGAUCGUACUGUACGUGUUGCUGCCGUUGCACCUCGAUAUUACACUCAUACGGCAUCCGGCUGUGCGUGAAGCAUCUUUCACUGAAAGCUCUGUGUUGACGUUAAUAGACUCCACCACCUGGAAAGCCACCUCAAAGCGAUAGUUUUCAAAGUUCAAUUCCUCCAGUUUCUCUCUGGUCAAUCAGCCAUUUUUAUUUUUAGCACUGGAGCUACGAGGCUAAUCAGCUGACCAGUACUGGAAGCUUAUACACCACCAAUUAGCAUGGCACCAACUGCAUGGGCAGAGAUACCGAGCCAACUCCAGCUUUAAGAGGCUGUGUUAGCCUCGUAGCUCCAGUGCUAAAUCAACAGAGGGCGCAUCUCGGUCUGGUGGCUGCGUUUGGGCGAGGGCGAAACCGAGAAGCUGGGUUUUUAUUGCUGAACCGUCACUUUAAUUUGUGUUUGUGUUUUUCUCGUUUUGCUUGUUUAGAUUUGCUUUUCCGCCUUACAGCAGUGCAGCUGCCGCGUAGGUGCUCUUCAUCCUCCUCCUCUUCUUCAGUGCCUCAGUCAGAUGCAGCGAGACGUUUGCGCCCGCAGAGAAACGCAGCUGUAGCGUCCAGUCUGCCAUGCUGUUGCAUUGUGGGUAAUGUGGGCACGCUGUUAUCCGUUACGCUCUGCCAUGCGCGGCGUCUCGCUGUUCGCUUCAUGCUGUUGUUCUUGGGGUUUUUUCGUUUUGUUUGAAAUGGGAAGGUUAUUUAUAUUGGCGAUCAACUGGCAGCGCUUUUCUUUUGUAUAUUUAUCUUGUCAAAAUAAAAGCCCUCUGAUAAACAGUA
Messenger RNA from Pygocentrus nattereri (red-bellied piranha), 2110 nucleotides. RefSeq names its product charged multivesicular body protein 1A (gene chmp1a). The transcript is spliced from 7 exons. Gene Ontology annotation, cellular component: ESCRT III complex; multivesicular body. The record is from RefSeq and is a predicted model, not a curated record. Gene Ontology annotation, biological process: protein transport; late endosome to vacuole transport; endosome transport via multivesicular body sorting pathway. The coding region runs from base 130 to 726 and encodes 198 amino acids. NCBI's taxonomy places the organism in Eukaryota, Metazoa, Chordata, Actinopteri, Characiformes, Serrasalmidae.